Molecule: messenger RNA, 2625 nt
Organism: Pygocentrus nattereri (red-bellied piranha)
Lineage: Eukaryota; Metazoa; Chordata; Actinopteri; Characiformes; Serrasalmidae
Product: P2Y purinoceptor 2
Exons: 3
Coding region: 127-1119 (330 amino acids)
Biological process (GO): G protein-coupled receptor signaling pathway
Cellular component (GO): plasma membrane
Molecular function (GO): A1 adenosine receptor binding; G protein-coupled UTP receptor activity
Source: RefSeq, a predicted model, not a curated record
AGGCUGAGGCGGAGCACUACAGGUAUGCAGAGUGGAGAGAGAGCGAGCGAGAGAGAGAAAGAGCGAGAGAGAGAGGUUGACGUUACCUGGCUGGCUUCACUCUUCAUCAGACGACCCUGAAUCAGGAUGACCACCCCAAACACUUCCAGCUUCACUAACAGCAGUGCUCAAUACCGCUGCAAGUUCAACGAAGACUUCAAGUAUAUCCUGCUCCCUGCUGGCUAUGGCCUGGUUUUUGUGGUCGGCCUGGUGCUUAACAUCACUGCCAUGUAUGUCAUCCUGUUCCGGAUCAAGCACUGGAGCCCGAACACCAUCUACAUGAUCAACCUGACAGUGUGCGACACCCUCUACAUCCUCACGCUGCCCUUCCUCGUCUAUUACUAUGCCGAUAAGAACAUGUGGCCCUUCAGCGAGGCAUUCUGCAAGCUCAUCCGUUUCCUCUUCUACACCAAUCUCUAUGGCAGCAUCCUCUUCCUCAGCUGCAUCAGCAUUCAUCGCUUUCUGGGCAUCUGCCACCCCGUGCGUUCCAUGCAGUGGGUCAGUGCCCGGCGCGCCCGACUGGUUUCAGUGGGCGUUUGGGCGACUGUGCUGGUCUUCCAGGCUCCUGUGCUCUACUUCUCCAGAACCAGAAAUGCUGGAAACGAGUUGGUCUGCCACGACACCACAUCUGAGGAGCUCUUCAAUCACUUCUUGGUCUACAGCUCGGUAGUUUCCUUCCUCUUCUUCGUGCUUCCCUUCCUGGUGGUGCUGGUGUGCAACGGUCUGAUGGUGCAGAAGCUUUUGGAGCCCGACUCCGUCGGAGGGCCCACAUCCCAGCGCUCCAAAAAGAAAUCAGUGAAGAUGAUCAUCAUCGUCCUGCUGACCUUCAUGCUCUGCUUUCUGCCCUUCCACCUGACCCGGAGCCUGUACUACUGCUUCCGCCACCUGCAGGUCAGCUGCGGCCUGCUGGAGGGAUCCAGCAUCGCCUACAAGGUCACCAGGCCUCUGGCCAGCGUCAACAGCUGCAUCGACCCCAUCCUCUACUUCAUGGCUGGCCAGGGUUUCCGAAGAAGCAUGACAAAAAAGGUCAGGCAAGGCCAGAGGAUUGAGAAAGCAAAAUCUCUCUCAACCGCAUUGUGAGCGAAAGAGAUUAGCCAAACGUUUGGACUAUGAAGAUUGGAAUGAAAAUCAUGAAGCUUUGAAGCUGGAAUAUAAUGAUAAAGAGACACAUUUAACAAAAUGGCAUACAUUGUAUUUGUGAAGGUAUGCCUAACUUGUAUCUAUGUAGGUGCACUUUAUAGGUUUUAAAUUAUUGUAGCCAACUUGUUGCUGCAGUUUAUCAGACCCCUUUACCCUAUUACUCACUGGAAAGGGUCCAGCUGACCAGAUAUAUACACUGUGUCUAAAUGUCUGUAGACACUUUAAUGUCACUAAUGGCGUUCAGCUGUGCACAGCUUGUAUAAACUCCACAGAAAAAAACACUGACCAAUAGAACUGGAUGCACUGGUGCAGCCCCCAGCACUGGACUGUGAAGCAGUGGAACGGUGUUCUGGUGGAGUGAUGGAGCUCCAAAGCCUUUGGGACGAGUUCUAGUGAUGCAGAACUGAUCAUCCAACAUCAGUACCUGAUCUGACUAAUGCUCUUGUAGCUGCAAUCAAAUCCUCACAGCAAUGUUCCAACAUAUAGUGUAAAAGCUGUUACUGCAGCAAAGUUGGACAAACUCCCAAUUAACACCCAUUCAUUUCAGAAGAAAGGCUGUUGAAACGCUAAAACUGAAACUGUUCAUGCGUUAUUUAACCUUUCCAGUUAUUAUUCAACAAGUGACAUGUUGUUCCAGAACUUUCUACCAACGAUUUAAUGGCAGCAUUUUAGGAGUGUUUCCAGGAAUUAAUGCGGCAACGAGAAUGAAGGCCGCUUUGUGAGUUGAACCUGCGGUAAAGGUGUGUCUGAGCUGUCAUUAGCACUACAAAGGAGUAUUAACCUGUUCAUGAGCAGAAAUAAUUAACCAGCUCUUGCUGAGGCCCUGCUGAGACAUGCUUCAGCAUGAAAAACUGGUGAGGUGGUAUGGUGAGGUGAGGGACUGGGCAAAACAGAGCACAUUUGAAAAUAUGCACAGCUGGUGACACGUGCAUUAACAAUUAUUACAAAGAGAUGGACCUAAAUGUUCAUUUUUCACUUGAUCUUUUCUUUUGGUAUCUCCAUAGAUUGACUUAUAUAAAACCAAAAGGAGAGGAUUCUUAAGGUCAUAAUUUAAAUAGUCACGGCUUUGAAACUACUACAAGUGUGGUUAUAUUAGUUUAGGGCCCUAAAGCAGAGGAAGAUUAUAAAAUUGCAUGUUAUAGCCACCGAUAUCAUUCAAAACAGGCAAAACAAAUGUGUGUGAAAUGUUAUUUCUUUCAUACAGCCUGGGGUCAAACUGACUCCCAAAGAACACCAAUGAGCAAAAAAUGUGUACUGGACAAUUAUAACACUACAUUACACAGAGGCAAAAAAUAGAGAGAAGGUUAAUGUUAUGUUUAAUGUCUCUAAAUAAUUGAUUGACAUCUUUUAUUAUUUAAUUAAAUUCAUAUUUAAUGACUUCCUAAUUUACUGGGGACAGCUGGGUAAACAUAAAACACACACACACAAUAUAUGCAAAGUGGAAGC